CAGACAGACCUUUGGGCAGGCAACAGCUAAAGCUUUCUACUCCCUCCCCUUUCCCAAGUGUUUGUGAAAUGGAUUCCCAAAGGGAACUCACUGAAGAGCUCAGACUUUACCAAUCCACCCUCCUUCAAGAUGGCCUCAAGGAACUUCUCGAAGAGAAAAAGUUUAUAGAUUGCUCUCUAAAAGCUGGUGACAGAAGCCUGCCUUGCCACAGAUUGAUUCUGUCGGCAUGUAGCCCUUAUUUUCGUGAGUAUUUCUUAUCUGAGCAAAGUGAAGAGAAAAAGAAGGAGGUAGUUCUAGAUAACGUUGACCCCAACAUCCUGGAUAUGAUUGUCAAAUACCUUUAUUCAGCAAGUAUUGAUCUUAACGAUUCUAACGUACAAGAUAUUUUUGCUUUGGCCAGCCGCUUUCAGAUCCCUUCUGUGUUCACUGUGUGCGUGUCCUACCUUCAGAAGAGGCUUGCUGUUGGUAACUGCCUGGCCAUCCUUCGAUUAGGUGUUCUGCUUGAUUGCCCAAGACUUGCCUUUUCUGCCCGUGAUUUUGUUUCAGAUCAUUUUGUGCAGAUCUGCAAAGAAGAGGACUUCAUGCAGCUUGCCCCACACGAACUUAUCUCGAUUAUUUCACCUGACAGCUUAAAUGUAGAGAAGGAAGAACUGGUAUUUGAGGCAGUAAUGAGAUGGGUCCGAACAGACAAGGAGAACAGAGUAAAGAGCCUGGGGGAAAUUUUUGACUGCAUACGUUUUCGUCUUAUGCCAGAAAAAUAUUUCAAAGAACAGGUUGAGAAGGAUGAUAUAAUUAAAAGCAACUCAGACCUUCAGAAAAAAGUAAAGAUCAUUAAGGAUGCUUUUGCUGGAAAACUGCCUGACUCUAGCAAAAGCACAGACAAGUCAACCAAAGGGGAGGUGAAUGGUGAUGUAGGAGAUGAAGAUUUACUGCCUGGCUACCUAAAUGACCUUCCCAGGCAUGGCAUGUUUGUCAAAGACCUAAUUCUUCUGGUUAAUGACACUGCUGCAGUAGCUUAUGAUCCUCUUGAAAACGAAUGCUACCUUGCAGCCCUGGCAGAACAGAUUCCCAGAAAUCAUUCCAGUAUAGUCACCAAACAAAAUCAGGUCUACAUUGUUGGAGGACUAUAUGUGGAAGAGGAGAACAAGGAUCAGCCUUUCCAGUCAUAUUUCUUUCAGCUGGACAGCAUCGCUGGUGAGUGGGUUGCCCUUCCUCCACUGCCAUCAGCCAGGUGUCUCUUCGGGCUGGGAGAGUCUGACGACAAGAUCUAUGUAAUAGCAGGCAAGGACCUUCGCACGGAGGAGUCGCUGGAUUCAGUACUGUGCUAUGACCCCACGGCAAUGAAAUGGGGAGAGAUCAAAAAACUACCCAUCAAAGUAUACGGCCAUGCUACUAUCUCAAACAAUGGAUUGAUAUAUUGUCUUGGUGGAAAAACUGAUGAUAAGAAAUGCACUAAUAGACUAUUUGUGUACAAUCCCAAGAAAGGAGACUGGAGAGACCUGGCUCCAAUGAAAGUGCCUCGCUCAAUGUUUGGAACGGCGAUCCAUAAGGGCAAGAUUGUCAUUGCAGGUGGUGUCACUGAGGAAGGCCUUACUGCAUCUGUUGAAGCUUUUGAUCUGACCACCAAUAAAUGGGAGGUUAUGCCUGAAUUUCCCCAAGAGAGAAGUUCCAUCAGUUUAGUCACCUUAAGCGGAGCUUUGUAUGCUAUUGGAGGCUUUGCAAUGAUUCAGCUUGAAUCUAAAGAAUUCGCACCUAGUGAAGUCACUGACAUAUGGAAGUAUGAUGAUGAAAAGAAGGAAUGGAUUGGCAUACUGAAGGAGAUCCGAUAUGCUACGGGAGCCUCCUGCCUGGCUACACGCUUAAACCUCUUCAAGUUAUCAAAACUGUAAACAAAAUGCUGGAAGAUAUGAUGUGGUGAGGGAGUUUCAAUAGGCUCUUCUGGUUUUGUUGCAUGAAAAUGUCCCCAAACGGUACAGAGUUUUAUAACAGCGUGCUAAUUAUACUGGGAACCGUUAAACAAUUCAUUUGUCUGUCCACAUCUUAAGAUAUUUACUAGUUAACCAGCAACCACUGAAUUUUUGCCAGUGUUUAAAAUCCUGAAGAGCUCUAAUUAACGUUGAUUAAAAUAAAUUAAGAUUUCAGCAAGGACUCCAUUUUUCACACUGUGAAAUUGCAAAUAAAACCAGUUAGACUUCCUUGCACUCCAGCAAUCCAGGAUAUUGGUGGCUUACCCUCCAAACAAUGCCCAUGAAUUAACUGUUAAGUUACAUACAACUAAUAGGUAGCUAGUUUUAUUCUAACUGGUGGUUUGUAUAGCCAGAUUUCCCCUUUCAGCAGCAUAUGUAAAUCCUGCAUUCUUCAGCAAUAUCUUGGAAAUAUUUUCAUCACAGCCCUCAAAAAAAUAAUUUAGCCUGGAAUUGAAAUGCAUGUUAAAAACAAAAGGGGCUUAAUACUACGUGGCCUAAUAAAUGCCAGUCUCAGCCAAAACUGUACUAGUAGCCAGACUUGAGGGAAGAGAGAGAAGUUCACAAGGUUAAUAGCUCUAAUGUUUCACCUACUACGUUUAGGCUUCUAGUAACAAGGAUUUUCGACUUUUUUUAUGCUUUUAUAUUUAUUUCCAAAGCAAAUAUUUUAUGGAAGUUUUUCUCAGAGAUCUGAGGCUGAUAACAAGCAUUCAUAAAAAAAUCCAAGAAGAGUUGAUAAUCAGUAAAUACCUAUAACAGAGAGGACUUUUUCAUCUAAUAAAGAGUUGAUGCAUUUUGACAUUGAAAACUUUUAACAAUUAAACUUUGUUUUUAAAAUUA
Molecule: messenger RNA, 2804 nt
Organism: Chiroxiphia lanceolata (lance-tailed manakin)
Lineage: Eukaryota; Metazoa; Chordata; Aves; Passeriformes; Pipridae
Gene: KLHL41
Product: kelch like family member 41
Exons: 6
Coding region: 69-1889 (606 amino acids)
Molecular function (GO): protein binding
Source: RefSeq, a predicted model, not a curated record